AUGGUUCUCCUCGGCCGAACAAUUGGCGUUCUUUUACCGCUCUGCUCCGCCCUUACCUAUGCAUCUCCAGUCCAUCAUACGAGGCGGUACGAUGCUCAAAGCUACGACUUCAUCAUUGUGGGUGGUGGCACGGCUGGGCUUGCGCUAGCGGCGCGCUUAACCGAGGAUGGGAAAACGACCGUCCUGGUGCUGGAAGCUGGUGGUCCCCCCGACCAGGUGGCUGCGUACAAGGCACCAGGCGCCGACCUGCAGGUGCUGGGCUCGCCGAUCGACUGGGCAUUCACGACACUGCCGCAGGAAAGUUUGAAUGGGAGGCAGUUGGUCUACAACCGUGGCAGGUGUCUGGGUGGCAGUUCAGCCAUCAAUGGACUCACGUAUGGAAGGGGUUCGUCGAGCCUUUACAACUUGUGGGAGACGCUGGGUAAUUCAGGCUGGGGAUGGGACGAGGUUCUUCCGUACUUCAAGAGGUCAACAACCUUCUUCCCCCCUCGAGAGGAAGUUGCCCAGCAGGAGUUCGACGCUUCCCUGUAUGACCAGGGACCGGUUGCACUCUCUUAUUCUCCAUACGUCAACGGGACUCCCGGGAGCAUCGCGUUUGUUGAAUCACUCUCUGCUAUCCAGGUGCCGACUGUCCAAGAGCUGAAUGGCGGCAACAACGUCGGAGCUAAGCAGGAGCCUCUCACCAUAGACGACAAGUACCGCCGAAGCUCAAGUUACGACAGUUACUAUAUGCUGGCAAAGGACAGGCCGAAUCUCCGAGUCUUGCCUUUCUCACCCGUCCAGCAGAUCAUCCUCCAGGAGGAUGCUGGGAACCUUACAGCGAUUGGAGUGGUGUACAUCGACCACCCUGGAGGACGGACGUUGAAUGUCACGGCAACAAAGGAGGUCAUCAUGAGUGCUGGCUCUAUUCAAACUCCCCAGCUGCUCAUGUUGUCUGGCAUCGGCCCGACUGAGACUCUGAACGAGGCAGGGAUCAAGGUCUACCUCGCCAACGAAAAUGUCGGGCAGAACCUCCAAGACCACACCUACUUCAGCAUCAACAUCGAAGUCGACCCCUCAAUCUCCCACUCCUCCCUCUACCGUGACUUCUCCAAACUCCAACAAGCCGAACAAGAAUACUGGGAGCCCAAAGGGCCCCUCCGAGCCCCAGUCGGUCUAUCCUACGGCUUCGAAAAGGUACCCGCCGACGUUUUGAUCUCCCUCAACGCCACAACACUAGCCUCCGAGCGUCCCAACCAAGCGCACAUCGAGUACUACUAUGAGACAAUCUACUAUCCCAACAUCCCCUCCCCUUAUUACCUCCGGCACGAAUACAACACCUCCUACGUGAGCCUCACCGCCGGCCUGGUCGCCCCAUUGUCUAAGGGCUCCGUCUCAGUCCGCUCGAACAGCCUCUCUGACCCGCCCGAUAUUGACCUCCAGUACUACACCCACCCAGAAGACCAAGCCGUCGCCGUCCACGCCUUCAAGAACCUCCGCAGAGUCCUAGCCGAGUUUGCCGCUGCGUGCAAUUGCACUGUCGGCGCAAACCACGGGGAGGUUAAUCCCGGGCCCGACAAGGUGCGGACAGAUGAGCAGAUAAUGGAGUAUAUCCGAGAGACGGCUGUGACAGUUUGGCAUGCGAGCGGGACGUGUGCUAUGCUGCCGAGGGAGAAAGGUGGUGUGGUGGAUAAGAGGUUGAGGGUUUAUGGGGUAGAGGGGUUGAGGAUUGUCGACGCGAGCGUGUUUCCUGUCAUUCCGGACCAGCAUAAGCAGGGCCCUGUUUAUAUGGUUGCUGAAAAGGCGGCGGAUAUGAUCAAGGAUGAUUGGAGAUUGUGAGGUGUGACGGCGCCUGCCGUUGGAGUGCAGGUGGCGGCACCUGCCCUGGCAUUUAACCUCUGCAUCGCGAGAACUCUUCCAGCUUCUUUUCCUUUUCUCCUCAUCGUGGGAUUAGCAGAAUAAAGUUAGCAACUGCAGUGCCUACGUGCCUCGCCUCGAUGCUACUCCUCUUUCACAUGAGGAGUAGUGUCAGACAUCUCAGGAAUAAAUGAAUAACUGACAAGCCUAUAUAUAUAUUGUGAGCCUAUUCGGCCUAUGGACAGGAUUAAGCAAGUAAAUAAAUGCAUAAAUCUCAG
This is a messenger RNA of Parathielavia appendiculata, 2114 nucleotides long. Its product is annotated as GMC oxidoreductase. The record is from RefSeq and is a predicted model, not a curated record. The transcript is spliced from 5 exons. The coding region runs from base 1 to 1818 and encodes 605 amino acids. Gene Ontology annotation, molecular function: oxidoreductase activity, acting on CH-OH group of donors; flavin adenine dinucleotide binding. NCBI's taxonomy places the organism in Eukaryota, Fungi, Ascomycota, Sordariomycetes, Sordariales, Chaetomiaceae.